This is a messenger RNA of Lineus longissimus, 5680 nucleotides long. Its product is annotated as protein numb-like. Gene Ontology annotation, cellular component: cytoplasm. The record is from RefSeq and is a predicted model, not a curated record. The coding region runs from base 330 to 2126 and encodes 598 amino acids. Lineage: Eukaryota; Metazoa; Nemertea; Pilidiophora; Heteronemertea; Lineidae. The transcript is spliced from 11 exons.
GUGUAUAAGUUGACAAGCUCCGCACUAGUUAUUGUGAAGCACUAGAUAUUGUGAAGUAUCUUUUUUAAUGGUCCGAGUGGAAUACCUGUCAUUUGUGAUAAGGUAUUCUUGGAUUUUGACCUGUGUGGAAUAGUUUGGGUUAAACCAGUCUGUUCCCAACGGUAUAAUUUCAGUUCAGACCCAGUGUUGCCGGUUGGAUUUUCGAUAGCUGUUGACAGUUGUGUGAGAUUUUUGAGUUUUCAGAGUGGAUUUUCAUUUGAAAUCUCAAUAAAUGUGGCAGCUCUGUUGAUAAAAGAACAUUUGUUGAAGAAAUAUUCGAUAAAUUUCGUAUGAAAUCGGAUUUUAAUGUGUCCAACUCUGUAGACCAAGUUAGGAUACAAAUCUGUGGACGUUACUUGUUGAUGAUACGUUGUGGCAAGUGGACACUGAACAAUAUGCCUUUGGGGAAAGUUCCUGGUUGGAUAUUUGCAUCAUAUUUCCCUUCUAAAAGGGGAUUUAAGAGAUCACAUUCAAUGAGAAUGGAAAAAUUUAAGAGGACUUUCAGUUUUCGAAAGAAAAAGGAUCACGUACCAGAAUGUAGUAAACCUCACCAGUGGCAGGAAGACGAAAAGAAAGUUCGAGAGGGCACAUGUAGUUUCCAAGUUAGGUACCUAGGAUGUAUAGAAGUUUUCGAGUCGCGGGGUAUGCAGGUCUGUGAGGAAGCAGUAAAAGCAUUAAAACAGCAAUGUAAAGGAAAAUAUCAGCGAGCAGUAUUAUACGUGUCUGGCGAUGCCCUCCGUGUUGUAGAUGAGAUUAGUAAGGUGAAGGAUACCAAGGGCAUAAACUCCAAUAAGGGAUUAAUUGUUGAUCAGACCAUAGAAAAGGUGUCGUUUUGUGCCCCGGACAGGAGCCACGAAAAAGGAUUUGCGUAUAUUUGCCGUGAUGGCACGACGCGACGUUGGAUGUGCCACGGUUUCCUGGCGAUACGUGAAACAUUAGCCAGAAUUGGCCAGACUUUUGUUUGGGGUGAGCGCCUGAGCCAUGCAGUGGGCUGUGCUUUUGCCAUUUGUCUUGAACGUAAACAGAAGAGAGAUAAGGAAUCGGGCGUGACGGUCACAUACAGUGAGGAUAGGACAAGUUUCACAAGGACAGGAUCAUUCCGACAAGCAUCCAUCACAGAGCGGCUGCAGGAUCCACAGAGCGCCCUCGUAGCAGGUAUUCAAAAUCCUGUUCCACAGAGUCGACAAGAGAACCCGUUUGCGGUGGAAAGGCCGCACGCCACCCCCAACAUGUUAGAACGCAUGGGCUCGUUCCGUGGUUUCUCUAAACUAAACGAGUCUUCAUCACCGUUCAAAAGACAGUUAUCUCUACGUGUUAAUGAACUACCAUCAACGAUUCAGCGACAGCAAAAUAUGGGCUACACGAAUGAAGGAGAUUCGUUACAUCAUACCAACGGUCCAGGUUUGUCCGCCAGUCCAAUUGCGGAAGCGUCUCCGACGAAGGAAAAUCAAGACUCAAUAGCCGAGAUGUGUGCUCAGUUAUCAUCAGGUCUUUCGGCGCUCUCUGGUGACGAUCCUUUCAAUCAAGUUCAAGCGAAAGGUCAAGUGAAUAUGAACCAUGGCAUGGGACCCGUGCCGGGAGCCACUCCACAAAGCGUUGGAGCGGCAGGCCAGCCUAACCCUUGGGGGAGCCCCAAGCAGCCAAACACAGCAGACUUCUGGCUUAACUCUCAAAAUGUUGGAGGGAGUGGCGACGUAUCGAUGAAUAUGAACGUGACUAGGACGCCACCGGCAGCAACGGCUCAAAUCCAUCACCAACAGCAACCUGUGGCAUACAACCAGCCGAUGGACGCAGCCGCUCCCAACAGAGCACCACCACUCAGCCAAACUCGUAGUCAUUCCAUAGAUACUGGUUCAAUGCAUGCGACCCAGCACGCGCAAAAGGCACCAACACUUAGGGAAAUUUCCGAGCAAAAUAAAACGCAGCGAAAUUGGCAGAGUAUGACGGGUCAGGGACCGGCAGCCACAGAUCCUUUUGAUGUAGCUUGGGCGGCCAAAGCGGGCGGGAAGCCUAAACCUGCACCACAGCCUACAAAUCCGUUUGCCAACAAUUCGCAUCCAGUAAAGGCUUUUGAGGUUCAGUUAUAACCCCGGCUACUCAGACACUAGUGAAGUGCGUGACAUAUCUUACUCUGAUAUUCAGGAAUCUGAUAACCCCCAAGGAACCAUGAGUGGAAUUUUUUUAAGUGACAAAUUUUAGAUAUUUUAUUGAGCUGAAACAAAUGUUUUUAUCUGGAGACUCAUGUAUAUGACCUCUGAAAAUGGUUCCGUUAGACCUAGACUGAUUUUUAUCGGUGUUCUUGGACACGAAGGCCUAUUACCUUUACAAGGCUGUGGUGUGCGGUGCUAGCGGACCGAGAGUCCAAAGCAAUGCGGUAUUGAGGAUCUAGCAUUCAUUUUAUCGUCCAAUGGAAUAAUACUGAACCAGACAAUGGCCAGUUACGCGGUGUUCUAUGUGAUAGGCUGGCUGUUCAGUGACUCGAAGACUUCAUGGAUUUUUAUUGUUUGUGUAUAUUGAGAAUUUUCUCGUCCAUUGACUCUGUGAAGUUGUCCUUUGAUUGAAGUGUAUUUCGAGUCAACAUUGGAGUGGGUCACAUUUCAUAAAAUACAACAGAUUUUAAAGAUGUUGAAUGUAAUCAUUCAAGCUUCUACUUGAAAUACUAUCAGUUCUGUGUCUCCAGAGUCAAAGUUAAAUAGGUUACUGCACAUUGUGUGAAGGCUCGGCUAAGGGCCUGGAUGCCAAACUGAACGGUGAUGACUUGGGUGUGUCACAGCUUUUACACUACAUGUUCAGCAGCCUGCUCUAAUAUUGACUCAUGAUUCUACUCAAAAUUGCCAUUAAAAGAGAGGAGUGUUUGCUUUAGGUAAUGCACAAAUGUACAAUGACCUCCUCUAACCUUGAAAUAUUGCUCUAUGGAGGAUGAUGUUUAUAGUGCGCUGCUCUGCAUAAGUGUAUAUUAAUAGAAGGUGGUGACCUACUUGGAUGUUGACUCGAGAUAAAAUAUGUAUGUGACCCUCCUUUACAAAACCAAUCACUUGUUCCAGAUCUUCAUAUUGAAGAAAAUGGCUGGGAAAAGGUGUUCAAAGUUAACUAUUUCCCAUUGAAUGUCAACCAGAAAAGUAUGUGUAACUUCUGAAAUCGGUCUGAUUUUUGCAUAACGAGGGGCUUUGCUUGCUCUUCCUUGCUUAAAAAUCAGUUGAAAAUACUCAGAAUGCGGCUUAUGACUGGUUUUGUGUUGGAGGGUCACAUAUUAGAGUCGAUUUUGCUCAAGUUUGCUUAAGUCCUGAUACUUUUUCUAGGACACUGCAUAUCAAAGUACAGUAAUUGAAUAGUUAGCAAACUUGAGAUACAACGGGUCUUGGCUAUUUGUGUCCAUAUUGUUAAAAAGGUUAUACAUGUAUUAAAGAUAAUUGGUUUUAGCCGCUGUCAUCCAAUUUAACCCUUUGGUGUUUACCUGCUUUGGCCCUGGAGAAAUGAUUUUUAACUUCACCCUUUAUCCUGUCUAACAGUAAUGUCAAUACUGGGUUAUGUUUUAGCAUCAUGAAGCCUAUCACCUCACACAAAUGUUAGAUACUGAGUAACUGGGUAAAGUUUAGAAAUGGCAGCACUGAAGUCCCAAAAUAUAGAAUACUAAUUCCUGUGCUUUAGAUCAGCAAUAUCUGAACCGAUCAUGGGGCACUUUUUUGCAGUAAUCGUGCUCAACUGGGCAACUGGGUUACUCGAUAGGAUGGAUUUGUAGUAUUCAUAGUAUUGUGCGUUAAAAUCAGCAAUUGAUCGGCCAUGAUUUCAGCAUUUUAUAUAAAAAUCAGUAGCGUAAAAUUCUGCUUUAAUAAUGAUAAUAAUUAUUUUUGAAUGAUUAUUUUAUAAGCAUCCUUGUGUUUCGUGUAUUCAUGAUAGAGACACAUAGACAUGAAUGUAUGUGUUUGCUGGUUUAACCUUUCUGUCCGGCCCAAUUUACUUCUAUAGGCGCUUGUUAAUGCUCCAGAAGAGCCCAUUAUGGGAUGUGGGAACAUAUUGGGUAAGAGCAGUGAACACAGGCGACUAAAUCAAGAAUGGCAGUCACGGGAACAGAAAAUUUCUUUUUGAGUUUGACCAAUUAGCAGUGCAGAGUUUUUACUGCUACAAUCAGUCGCCUGUAUGCGCCAAACUCAGGAUGCCAUGAGGUCAAUGUGUAUACGUAUAUAGAUGUAAUAUAUAAAGGGCUAUGUGGACCAGUUUCUUUGGUGCGAGUACAUUGUAUUGCAAGGUGACUUGAUCACGUUAUACAUGUAUAAUACAGUUUGGAGAAAAAUGUACUGCAGAUUGAAGUGAACUUUGAUGAAAUGGAUUUUGUUUACUCAGUUUUAUGAUGUCUCGGUUCAAAUCUGUGAAAAGGCUUGCUUCUUGUUCCUGUGAAUUACAGCAAAGUGAAGGAAUAUUUUUGUUUUAAAUGAAUUUGACAUUUUGCUUUUUAUACCAGUUUAUUUUUACAGAACAGGAUUAUGAGUUCAGAAUGUCCUGCUGUUGGUUUGAAGGAACUAAGAGUUUUAUCCUUUUUUGUUAGGAAUGAUUUUACUCUUGGUCUCAAGUGAAGUUUGGGAUAGGUAUGUUAGAUAUCACACUUAAGAUGCUUUUCAUGAUGUUAUUGUGGCUUGACAUCAGGAAUGACGUUGGGCCACAACCAAAAAAAGUGUGACUUGUGACAUCUGGUGGAAAUCUCCCAACACCACAAGCAAUACAGGCUCUUUUGAGACUCUAGCGUCUGUCCUGAUGUAGUCCGUCAUUGCACCAUGAUAAACAUCUAUAGUGAACUAGUAUUCUGAAGGUCAACUCUAAUAUUGGUUCGAGAUGUAGUUCAUCUUAUUCUUAUUCUUAUAAAAAUCUGAUCAUUCCAUAUUUUAGCAAUACUCUGCAAGUGUCUUGAGAUUUGAUGUGAGCUAAUAAUAUCAAGAAUCCAUAAAGACCACUCUUUGUUUAAUUCUUGAUGAUAUUGGUUGUGUUGAAAGUAUCUGUCUGCUUUGUGUCCUAUUUAUCCACAUGAACUGUUUGUUGAAAGUUGAAACAGUUGUAACAACAACCAAAUUUGAAGGAAUAUUGAAUUCAGCCUAACAACUAUGGUAUUUGUCCCCAAAUGCUCCAAAUCAUGGUGCUUGCAGACAUAUACAUUUUUCAUCACCUUUAAAAUUAUUUAGUUUAUUUCAUAUGACCAUAGAGAUUGGUGCAUUGUAGCCUGUAUUAAACAGUUAUUGCCUAUAUUGCUUCGAGUUGGUGGUCUAGAAGUUGUAAAUCACCUGCCUCUUCCACUUGGCCUAAGGUUCAGGGGCGGAUCCAAGAUGGGGAGAAAGUGGGGGCAUCUGGACCCUCAAUUUUCAGAACAUUUUGGUAAAAUUCAAUUAAGAUUUCACAAGUUCAAAGUAUUUGACCCCUUCCUUUUUGUGUAACUCCGCGGUACAGAUUGCCCUAUAGUCUGGUAUUUAUCUUUUUCAUGGUCAGGGUUGCAUAUCUAAUCUUAGGAAUGAUUCUGGUUCACUGCCAGGAAGACCACCAGCUGUGGUUUGUAAAUAAAGCUGUAAGGAAUGUAAAUUUGGCCAUAAAAUAGUAACUUGUAAUAAUAUUAAUCCUUAUGAUAAUAGCUUCAUCUAUAAUAAAUUGAUUCAAAUCA